Molecule: messenger RNA, 1518 nt
Organism: Exophiala spinifera
Lineage: Eukaryota; Fungi; Ascomycota; Eurotiomycetes; Chaetothyriales; Herpotrichiellaceae
Exons: 4
Coding region: 1-1518 (505 amino acids)
Biological process (GO): secondary metabolite biosynthetic process
Molecular function (GO): monooxygenase activity; FAD binding
Source: RefSeq, a predicted model, not a curated record
AUGGGGACCCCGGAGAAUCUCCGUGGUCAGAUGGACAAUGUUGUGGAGGCAAAAGCGAAUAUCAUUUUCCUAUCUCCCCGAUACCCGACCGUGGACCGAAGCGAUUAUGCUGAGGCUCCUCACCGAGAUAUUCAUGUUGGUAUCGUAGGAGCAGGAAUCGGUGGCCUUGCAGCAGCCAUUGCCCUGCGGCGAGCGGGGGCCAAGGUCACUGUGCUGGAAGCAGCAAGGGAACUGGGCGAGAUCGGUGCUGGAAUCCAGAUGACGCCUAAUGUAUCAGUACUCUUGCAGAGAUGGGGAGUCGAUACUGUGAUUGGAAAGAAUCUGGUACAGUUUGAGGAAUUGAACAUGCGCCGAAAAGAUGGAACGCUUGUUGGCCAUACCAGCAUCCCAACUUUGGAACAUACCCUCCAUCGUCCAUGGUGGGUUGUCCACCGUGCCCACCUUCAUGAGGGUCUGGUUACCGUUGCACGUAGUGCGGGUGCCGAGAUCAUAAUCGACGCUCAAGUCACAAGCAUCGACUACCAGACUUCGGACACGGUGACGGUGCAGACAUGUAAGCAUCAGGCCCACACUUUCGACCUUCUUGUCGGUGCAGAUGGUAUCAACAGUAUUACAAGGAAGACCUUGUUCCCAAUGGCUCACCCGGAGCCUCCGACUACAAACUGUGCAUAUCGAGCCAUCGUGCCUUACGACAAAAUUCGAGAAGAUCCAGUCGCCAGAGAACUGGUCCAAAAGAAGACGAUGGAAGUGUGGAUGGCUGAGAACGCCUAUAUCAUCACCUAUCCGAUCAGUGAUGCUAAGGACUUCAAUCUUGUUUUGUCGCAUCAUCGCCCGGAAAAAUUGCGUGCCACACAAAACGAUGUCCCAAUUGAGGAACUCUGGAAUGAGUAUAAGGACUUUGACCCUCGCAUAAAACGUAUUGUCAACAUGAUCGACAAGACGUCUCGAUGGCCACUUAUGGUCACUGGUCCCCUGAGCUCGUGGUCUUCUCCUCGGCGAAAUGUCGUUCUCAUGGGAGAUGCAGCGCACUCUAUGGUUAACCAUAUGGCCCAAGGUGCGGCUACAUCUAUGGAGGAUGGAGCUUUCCUGGGAAGAUGCAUCGCAAAAGUCGUCGAAGGCAAAAUGGGAAUUGACCGAGCUGUUAGCAUUUAUGAGGAAGAGCGACAACCCAAGGCUUAUCAAAAGCAGCAAAUCUCCUUCCUGAACGGCGCCAUCUGGCACUUGCCGGAUGGGCCUGAGCAACAAGCUCGAGACUCUGCCAUGGCGGCUGAGCUCGAAGGAAAAUAUUUUGUCCGCAGCAGUAAUCUCUACGGCGAUCCGCAGACUGUCCUCGAGGUAUAUGGCUAUGAUGCCGAGAGUCAUGCCGAAACUGCGCUAAACAAGUACUUCAACAAUGGCAGGGAGCUCGCAGAUCCCCAGACUGGCGUGACUGAGACACUGCGAGGCAAAUACAUGGAUUGGUUCGCGGGCGCGAGGAAGUCCGCGUUACAACCGUUGCAGCUUCAGUCGAGGUUGUGA